Molecule: messenger RNA, 731 nt
Organism: Plodia interpunctella (Indianmeal moth)
Lineage: Eukaryota; Metazoa; Arthropoda; Insecta; Lepidoptera; Pyralidae
Gene: blp
Product: black pearl
Exons: 1
Coding region: 82-471 (129 amino acids)
Biological process (GO): protein import into mitochondrial matrix
Cellular component (GO): TIM23 mitochondrial import inner membrane translocase complex
Source: RefSeq, a predicted model, not a curated record
AACCUCGAAUCGUACUUUUUGCUUUUGACGUAUUUUUGUCGUAAUGACACUAGAUUUAUUUUAUUUUAAUAAAAUAAUAACAUGGCUAAAUAUAUAGCUCAAAUAAUAGUAUUGGGAGCUCAAGUAGUGGGCCGGGCUUUUGCGAGAGCACUGAGGCAAGAAAUAGCCGCUUCUCAGGAGGCUGCUAAGCGCGCAGGAGGUGGAGCACAGGGUACCAGGCGAGCUGCCGCGAAUGCUUCCACGGGACUUACAUUAGAAGAAGCUAUGCAGAUAUUGAAUGUAGACAAAUUAGACAAUGAAGAAAUCAAGAGAAAAUAUGAACACUUGUUUUCCAUGAACGACAAAUCGAAGGGUGGUUCAUUUUAUUUACAGUCAAAAAUUGUUAGAGCCAAAGAAAGAAUAGACGCAGAAUUCAAAGAUCAACAAACCAGAACAGAGGAAAGUCCAAAGGAAGCAAAGAACACGUCAUGACUUGUAAACUUAAUUAGUUAAAAGAAUUCAUAAUUUGUUGUAGAUGGUGGUACGGAAACAAGUUGAUUUUGUAAAAUAUUUUAUUAUGUAGAAAACGCAUACCACAAUAGUGACUAGAAUACAUCAGUCUUCAUAAUCAAGAUUACUUUAUGAAAUGAAUUUGAGAAACAAUUAAGCAUAAUGCGGAAUACAUGUUUUGCUGAAGCAUCACCUGUUAUUAUAGUUACUGUUAUAAAUAAAUUUUGCUAAGCAAUACAUAA